Molecule: messenger RNA, 1296 nt
Organism: Aedes albopictus (Asian tiger mosquito)
Lineage: Eukaryota; Metazoa; Arthropoda; Insecta; Diptera; Culicidae
Product: max-like protein X
Exons: 4
Coding region: 454-1203 (249 amino acids)
Biological process (GO): regulation of transcription by RNA polymerase II
Cellular component (GO): nucleus
Molecular function (GO): protein dimerization activity; DNA-binding transcription factor activity, RNA polymerase II-specific; RNA polymerase II cis-regulatory region sequence-specific DNA binding
Source: RefSeq, a predicted model, not a curated record
GUACCUAUCAGAAAAUAUUUAUAUUUCACAUGUGAGCCCCGUGAGCCCAAGCAGUUUCAAAUACCAUACUCAUUUGUGUGUGCCAUAUGGUUAUGGGUUAAAAUGUGCAACUUUGGUUCUCCAGCUGACGAAUCGUAAUCUCGCAUCCUCGUCUUUCGUGCCUCAUCGUUGGAGCAUGGCGUUUUCUAAUCAGUAGAGCAGCCAUAGGUAACUCGUUAUCUCCAGAACGCUUGUGUCGCUCGAACAGCCAGAGAGCAUUUUGUGAAAACAACGCAGAGCUGGAACCGCUGGGACGGUUCCAUUACGAAUAUCAUCCCGUCAUCUCCAAGCGCUUAUUGGCCAAUUAGGUGUUUGAACAGUGUGUGCAUUAUCUUCGCGCCUUCGAGGGAACAACAGCUAAUAGAGUGUGCAAAAGAUAAACCGAAUCUCGCAGGUCGAAAUACGAGCAGCAGAAUGUCAGAAAGCAUCAAAAACGAAGAGGACAUGAAAAUGGAGCCCUCCAGUCCACCGGAAAGGGAUCGCAGCAUGCAUUCGCGAUGUUCGAGCACGGGCAGUGCCCAUAGUCCGACCUCUUCGGCUCACAACUCAGAGGACGAAGAGGAUUCCGGUGAUAACAAGAGUGGAAGUACAAUGAGUUACAAAGAACGUCGCCGUGAAGCUCACACGCAGGCGGAACAGAAGCGGCGUGACGCCAUCAAAAGAGGAUACGAAGCGCUACAGGAAUUGGUUCCGAGUUGCCAGCAACCCGAUGCCUCCGGAUACAAACUAAGCAAAGCGUCCGUUCUGCAAAAAUCCAUCGACUACAUAGGAUUCCUCCACCAACAUAAAAAGAAGCAGGAAGCGGACAGGACCACCCUCCGCAAGGAGGCUUUAGCUCUCCAAAUAAUACAGAAAAAUUAUGAGUCGAUGCUACAGCAACAGCAGCAAGAACCCGGUAAGACUGAAGAGCGCCUCAGUGAUGAGGUAAAGUUCCAGGUGUUCCGGACCAUUAUGGACGAGAUGUUCGAGUCGUUCGACCAGCUGCCAAUGGACUCUUUUGCUGAGCUGACGUCCAGCGUGAUCCCGUGGCUGGAGGAGCACUGCAAGCCGCACCUGAUGCGGGACGUGGUCCAACGUACCCUCAACGGAAUCACCUCCCAGAUGGUGGCGCAGCCAAGCAGCCACCACCAGGAUCAAGGGCAGCAGGACAUCAAGCGAGAAUGAACAAGUAUAACGAAGUAAGCCUGUCUAUAAUUGUGUGUGGCAGAGUUACAUAUAGAAAAUUUAGGAUAUUUCAAUAAAGUAAAUAUUACAGAA